GGAUCACCCAGCUGAGAACCGGCUGUGUGGCACAAUUACUGCGCAGUGUGUGUCUGAUACAGAGCCACUGCAAUGCUAACCUUCAUGUAGUUGAGUAAUUUUAUUGCAACUGCACAUAGGCAAAAAUAAAAAAACUGCAUGGCGCACGUGUUACCCUGUACGCACAACAAUGCUGUUGCGGACGAAACAGGCAGCAUCAGAAAUAUGCAAAGUGGUGGACAUUCCAUGGCUGGUGACUGGAAGGUGGCUAGAAAUGUACGCAGUGGGUGUGGUUUGGGAGUGUGUCUGGUUUGUCAAUACUAGCAGCUGUGUUCACAGACGCUCAGCCGCAGACAUAGAAGGUUAUAGUCAGACGGAGGCGCAGCAACUGCCAUGUGGCUAGUUAACGUUUCGAUGGUGUAACCAAAGGUGAUAUAUAAGGAUGCACAGACGCCAACAGCGAGCGCCUCAGAUUUUGCACAUUUGGGUCCACGGAUGUACACAAGGGAAGGAGUUUGCAUCAGUAUUUGCAUAAAGUUGCAGCCGGCUUUAGUGUGGCCUGAUGUGUUGGCAGUACACUCCUAUUGUAUUCAGAUAUUGGACUUCGGAAAUGCUGAUAUUAAGAGGAAUCAUUCAUCUGCCUUGUCAUUCUCUUUGAAAUUAUGCAAAUAGCAGCAUCUGGGACCACAAGGACCAUUAUUGAUCAUGCUGUGUGUGGAAUGGAAUCGUGUGGCAGAGAUGUGUCUUUAUCUGGAUGAUCUAAGUGAGGACAGCAGGAUACUGUGUCUCUGCUCCCGAGCUUUUGUCAAUGAUCGCAACCUUUACUACUUAGGAUUUAAAAGAGUUGACAGUAACCAAAAGUAUGAUGCUAGAGAUUAUGAAGAGGAGGAAGAAGAGGUGGUUUCUGUAACUGUUCCAGCCAUCUGCCAUGUAGCUGAUCUCCCUGGUGAGGCCGAAGAGCUGGACUCAGAGGCUGAGCUCAUGCUGCAAAUGGGUCUUCCGGUGCAGUUUGGUGGAUCAUCGUUUGAGAAGAACUUUGUGCCUCCAGACACUUACAUGAAGGGACAUAAAAUUUGUAAGAAAAAAAAGAAAAAAGAAAAAGGCCAGAAACAGAAAAAUGAGCAUAUAAAAGAAACUCUGGUAGAGUUGGCACAAGACACUGAUGUUGGUUGUGAAGAUGAAGAUGGUCCUACAAGCAAUGAGCAGCCUGAGAGAGAAGAAAGUGCCCCAGCUCCAAGUGAGAGUGCGGACACUGUGGAACCAACAUCUGUAGAGCCAGUUGCACGGGACUGUUGGGAACAUUACUGGAAUCAGUAUGGACAAGGGUUACUAUGGCAGGGUUGGGUUGGGAAGAAUCCAGAAAUAUCAAGUGAACAGUGUAACCCUGAGCCAUGGAGUUGCCGUGAGACUAAGGACGAGUGGGAUAAACAUUAUAAUGAAUCAUACUGGCACUAUUAUGAGCAGUAUCACUACUGGGUACAACAGGGGUGGUCAUUUGCACCCACUGACCCUUCAAAUCCAGACACCGUAGUGCAAGAUGCACAGCUCACAAUCUCUUCAUUGCACAUACCUCUAACUUCCAUACAGGAUAUCGACAGUCAGUGUGAUGACGUAGUAAAUGGACUAAAGGAGAUAAAUCUUGCUAUAGAGAAAGCGGAGGGAGACAGUAAACCUUUAAGUGUUAUUUAUGAGAGUAAUCAGUUGCAGAACCUAGAGAGCAUUGAAACUCAUUGUCCUUGUGAUCCUGAUCAGAGUGAACCCGGAGAUGUGGGGUCUGAGGACAGGGAUGCAUCAUCUGGACGUACUGCGGCAAGCCAGCCAGUGCCACAGCUAUGCUCAAGGCAAACCUUACAAAGUGGCCAAAGUACAAGCACCAAUAAGGAUGGUGAUGAUGAGGAUGAACCCCCAGAGUGCAAACAAGUAAAAAUCAAGAGGAGCCACGAAAUGGACGCAGAAGAGAACCCAUGUGAGGUGCUUGCUGAAGUCUCCACUGUCUUGGGACUUAAACAUGGCACAGGACAGAAGUAUGGUGGAAUCUCUCAUUUCAGACAUCGGACGCUGCGUUACUUGGACAAAGGCGUUAAACAGAGCUCUCUCUCCCUCGACAUGCACAGGCCGGUAAAAGUUAAGAACCGGCACAUCUUUUUCUCAGAGGAGUUGGACAUCAAACCCAAAAAAAGUAAAACGUUAAACAAGGUACAAAAGUUUUUGAAUGGUGUUAAGGGAUCAGCUGACGAUGCCAUGGAUGGAAAGGAACUGCUGCCAGAAGUUGAGGAUUCCUUCAGCAGCUCCGGUUCUGAAGGACAAGACUGUCCCGAUGUUAAAGACCAGUGUCAUCAUGAUAUAAAUGGGCUAUCUGAAUUAAAAGACCAAGAUCAUAUUGAAGCACAAUCUGACCUGCCAGACGGCACCAGUAAAACCAAAGUGACAAACGAUAUUGUGCCCUCUAACGCCAUCUGGUGUUCAGUAGAUGCAAUCACCACAGAACAACCACCAUGGCAUAACACCAAGUUCUCAUCAAGACGACUUGUCUCUCUAGAAAUUCCAGACUAUCUACAGGAUGAAGCAGAAGAGAAUAAAAACAACACCCAAUGUAAAGUUGGUGACAAAAACAAGAAGAAGAAGAAAAAGAGUAAAAUGCGAGCCCAGAAUUUACCCCCAGAGAUUGCUGCAGACCCUCACCUGGCCAAGUACUGGGCUCAGCGCUACAGGCUCUUCUCUCGCUUUGAUGAAGGGAUUAAGCUUGAUGAAGAAGGCUGGUUUUCCGUAACGCCAGAGAAGAUUGCAGAGCACAUCGCUGGCCGCGUAAGGCAUUGCAUCGAGAAUGCUGUGGUAGUGGAUGCCUUCUGUGGUGUCGGUGGAAAUGCCAUUCAGUUUGCAUUGGCAGGAAUGAAAGUCAUUGCUGUUGACAUUGACCCAGUUAAAUUGGAACUUGCUUACAACAAUGCAGAAGUAUAUGGAGUGGCAGAUCGGAUCGAGUUCAUUCGUGCGGAUUACAUGUGCGUGGCUUGUGAUCUGAAGGCAGAUACAGUCUUUCUCAGCCCGCCAUGGGGAGGACCAAGCUAUGUCAGCGCAGAGACGUUUGAUAUGAAGACGAUGAUGUCCCCUGAUGGAUUUGAAGUUUUUCGGCUUUCCCAGCAGAUAACGGAAAAUAUUAUUUAUUUCUUACCACGCAAUACUGAUGUGGAACAGGUGGCAUCUCUUGCUGGCCCUGGCGGCCAAGUCGAAAUAGAGCAGAAUUUCCUGAACAAGAAACUGAAAACGAUGACUGUCUAUUUUGGAGACCUGAUUCGAAAACCGGAAUGAUACUCGUUUAUUGGUGGAAUCAACGCUUACGAUUGAUCAAUGUUAGGUGGCGUGAUAGUUAAGUCUGUGAGGACCAAACUGACCACAUCUUGGGCAAAGAAAACAAUGUCUUUAUGGGAUUUCUUCAAAACAUUUCCUGUUAUUAUAAUUAAGGGACACUGUCAACAUAAUGGUAAUAUCGACAAUAAUGUAUUUGUGCUGUGUAUAAGAAGCAUUGCAGCUUUCAGUAUCUAUCGCUUUAGACGUGGUGUUCAGCAAAUAGUUACAGACUAAGUGACACACAUACCGGGUUAGAUGGAUUUGUACAGAGAAAUACAUGGCAAAGUUGAAUAGCUUAUUUUUACAGAUAUUAAAAGAUAUAUAUAUAUAUAUAUAUAUAUAUAUAUAUAUAUAUAUAUAUAUAUAGCAACUAUUAACCGGCACUCUCACUUCCUUCAUCAGCUGCCGCGGUGCCCUUUAUGUAUACAUACAGUCCGUUCCAGUUAUGGCACUCUGCGGUCUCUAACGAAGGCUAUUAAAGCUGAAACGUCGCUGAUGCAAGCUUGGUUGUGAGCUGUAUUUAUUCCCUGUUAGAGACCGCAGAGUGCCAUAUCUGGAACGGACUAUAUAUAUAUAUAUAUAUAUAUAUAUAUAUAUAUAUAUAAAAAUAAUUUUUAUAUUAUUUUUUUCAUUAGUGAAUCGGGAGGGGAAAAUACCCCAUAAGACACUGGAGCAGUAAAAUCCAGUCGUGAUUUUAGCAGUUUAACAUUGGGUCCGGUCUGAAGAUCGACAGUCAUUAGGUUGACAUGUCUUCAAGGUCGACAAGGUUUCUAGGUCGACAGGUCAAAAGGUCGACAUGAGUUUUUUUGUUUUUUUAAAUCUUUUUUGAACUUUUUCAUACUUAAAGAUCCACGCGGACUACGAUUGGGAAUACCUGUGCCAAGCGCAGCGAGGCACCUUGCCCGAGAGCCAUGCGAGGGGGACACGGUGCACUAAUUGGGCUUCCCGGUCACUGUACGGAGAAAAUGACACCCAAAAAACAUGAAAAACUCAUGUCGACCAUUUGACCUGUCGACCUAGAACAUGUUGACCUAGAAACCCUGUCGACCUUCAAACCCUGUCGACCUAGUGACUGUCGACUUAAACAUUGUCGACCUAAUGAUCCACACCCGUUUAACAUAUAUCCAGGCCUUUGUUUACGCUGUGUAAUUUGUUGCCAGUUUACAUUUACACAGGAUGUCCAUGUUGGUGACUGUCACAGGAUGGACAGAUCCUACAACUUCAGUUUUAUGGUUCAUGUAAACACUUCAUUUUCUACAGUUUUUCUUGUGUAGUACGUGAUAUUUGAUAUAUUAUAUAAUAAAAUCUAUUGUAUUGAC
This is a messenger RNA of Pseudophryne corroboree (corroboree frog), 4643 nucleotides long. It is a transcript of the gene TGS1, whose product is annotated as trimethylguanosine synthase 1. The record is from RefSeq and is a predicted model, not a curated record. The transcript has 15 exons. Gene Ontology annotation, molecular function: RNA cap trimethylguanosine synthase activity. Gene Ontology annotation, biological process: 7-methylguanosine RNA capping; 7-methylguanosine cap hypermethylation. Lineage: Eukaryota; Metazoa; Chordata; Amphibia; Anura; Myobatrachidae. Gene Ontology annotation, cellular component: nucleus. The coding region runs from base 685 to 3285 and encodes 866 amino acids.